Peronospora matthiolae is the source of this 801-nucleotide messenger RNA. The record is from the annotation of a GenBank genome assembly. NCBI's taxonomy places the organism in Eukaryota, Oomycota, Peronosporomycetes, Peronosporales, Peronosporaceae.
AUGAUCCCUACUGGAGGGCACGCAUCUCUUCUGAGAUGGCCGAAGGGAUUGAUACUUUGCAAUCCCUGUACUCGCGUUCGGGGAGGUCGUUUUCUGACGGCCCUUCUUCAAACGCAGCAGGUGGGUCUCGUCGUACUUCUCGACGAGACCAAGGACAUCAACAAUCAGCUGGGCGUGAGGCUCCCAGCUGUCCCAGGCCGGUGCAAAAGCCAUUCACGUCGCAGUGGUUCAAAAUACGCUUCACUAGGAAGCAUUGACCACCGCUUGAGUCUGCCAAAGGAUGUGGUGGUGGCGGGAACACCUGAUCCGGCUCGAGGGUCGGAUUUACUUGAUGUUCAAGAGCUGAACCGUCUAACGGAACAGUUGCAAGAUGACCUGGCCCAUGAAAGGUCUCGGCGCAAUGAGCUCCAUGACCUUGUAAAGGAUAAUUACAAUUCCUUAGCGCACGAUCGCUCGAGCGAUUGUGCCACGCUUGCUUUCGCACAGAUUAAGAACGAACGUUCGACUGGUUCUCUUCGUGACGAGAUGGCUGCAGCUCGUCAAGACAUCGCUCAACUUCGUGAGCAGGUCGCUUCGCUAGUCGACCAGACUGGCUCGUUGAAAUGGGACCACUCGAAGGUGGUCUCGGCCCUCGACCGCGGAGGUGUUCUUCGCGUCUCGAAACAGGCUCGUACUGAUAGUACGAGCGGAGACGUCCAACUUAAAACGCAGGAUGUGUACGCAUCUUACGGGCAGUUUAAUCGUGUAUGCGUUGCCCAUUCGGCGCAACACAAGAAAUGGACCGAUGUACUUGGGCAGUAA